This is a messenger RNA of Diatraea saccharalis (sugarcane borer), 3861 nucleotides long. The record is from the annotation of a GenBank genome assembly. Lineage: Eukaryota; Metazoa; Arthropoda; Insecta; Lepidoptera; Crambidae.
UAUUUUGACUUUGACUGAAUUAAUUUACAGGAUAUAUUCUAUAAAUCUUAUGUACAGGAUGAGCAGGAGCCAGAAGGUGAAGAUUUAGUUGAUUCUGAAGAGUAUGAUGAAGACGAAGAGGAAGAACGGCGGCGAAAAAAACGCAAAAAAGACAGCCGCUAUGGAGGAUUCAUUAUUGACGAAGCUGAGGUGGAUGAUGAAGUCGACGAAGAUGACGAAUGGGAGGAAGGUGCUCAAGAAAUGGGCAUUGUCGGUAAUGAGGUGGAUGAAAUCGGACCUACUGCUAGAGAAAUAGAAGACAGAGGGCGCAGGAGAGGCGCCAACCUUUGGGAUUCACAGAAAGAGGAGGAGAUCGAAGAAUACCUCAGGAACAAGUAUGCAGACGAAUCUGCUGCCCUCAGGCACUUUGGCGAUGGAGGCGAGGAAAUGUCUGAUGAAAUUACUCAACAGACAUUGUUACCAGGAAUCAAAGAUCCCAAUUUAUGGAUGGUGAAAUGUCGUAUAGGCGAAGAAAAGGCUACAGUUUUAUUACUUAUGAGAAAGUUUAUAGCCUAUCAGUUCUCUGAAGAACCAUUCCAAAUAAAAUCUGUAGUUGCACCAGAAGGUGUUAAAGGCUAUAUUUACAUAGAGGCAUACAAACAAACUCAUGUGAAAAACAUCAUAAACAAUGUGGGCACUCUACGAAUGGGUAUCUGGAAGCAAGACAUGGUACCUAUUAAAGAAAUGACAGAUGUUUUACGAGUCGUCAAAGAGCAGUCUGGUUUAAAACCAAAGCAAUGGGUUAGGUUAAAGAGAGGCUUGUAUAAAGAUGAUAUAGCUCAGGUCGACUACGUGGAUUUGGCCCAAAAUCAAGUUCACCUCAAACUGCUACCUAGAAUAGAUUAUACGCGACUCAGAGGCGCUCUGAGGACGGUUCAAAGCGAAAGUGAGGCUGCCAAAAGAAAAAAGAAGAGACGCCCCGCAGCGAAACCGUUCGACCCAGAAGCUAUUCGGGCGAUCGGGGGAGAAGUUACGUCAGAUGGUGACUUCCUCAUAUUCGAGGGGAAUAGAUAUUCCAGAAAGGGUUUCCUGUAUAAAAAUUUCACCAUGUCAGCGAUUCUCGCCGAGGGCGUGAAACCGACACUGACGGAAUUGGAAAGGUUCGAGGAACAGCCCGAAGGUAUAGACAUCGAACUCGCGGCUCCCGCCAAAGACGACCCGACCAGCCUUCACUCGUUCUCGAUGGGUGACAACGUCGAAGUUUGCUCCGGCGAUUUGGCGAACUUGCAGGCGAGAAUUAUCGCCAUCGACGGCUCCAUGAUCACCGUUAUGCCCAAGCACGACGCGUUGAAAGAUCCGCUCGUGUUCAAGCCGAACGAGUUAAGAAAAUACUUCAAGCAGGGCGACCACGUGAAAGUUCUCGCCGGUCGAUACGAGGGCGACACCGGCCUCAUCGUCCGAGUGGAACCGCAACGCGUCGUCCUGGUGUCCGAUCUCACCAUGCACGAGCUCGAAGUGCUCCCGCGAGACCUGCAGCUGUGCUCCGACAUGGCCACAGGGGUCGAUUCCCUCGGCCAGUUCCAGUGGGGCGACAUGGUCCAGCUCGACCCGCAGACGGUCGGCGUCAUCGUCCGCCUGGAGAAAGAGAAUUUCCACGUUCUCGGUAUGCAGGGCAAAGUGAUAGAGUGCAAGCCGCAGGCGCUGCAGAAGCGCCGGGAGAACAGAUUCACGAAAGCGCUCGACUCCGAGGAGAACACGAUACAGAAGCGCGACAUCGUCAAGGUGAUCGACGGGCCCCACGCCGGCCGGAACGGCGAGAUCAAACACUUGUACAGGAAUUUCGCGUUCCUGCAGUCGCGCAUGUACCUCGACAACGGCGGCGUGUUCGUGUGCAAGACGCGGCACCUUCAGCUCGCGGGCGGCAACCGCGGCGUCGGCGCCGGGCCCGGGGCCGGGCUCGGGUUCAUGUCCCCGCGGAUCCAGUCCCCCGCGCACCCCGGGGGGGCCCGCGGGGGGCACACGCCCCGCGGCAGGGGCGCCGGCCGAGGGGGCGCCUCCCGCGACCGCGACCUCAUCGGCCAGACAAUCAAGAUCACCGGCGGCCCGUACAAGGGCAACGUCGGCAUCAUCAAGGACGCAACCGGCAGCACCGCGCGCGUCGAGCUGCACUCCACCUGCCAGACGAUCUCCGUGGACCGCGGGCACAUCGCGGGCGCGGGGCCCGGCGGCGCGCCCGCCGGCGGCACGUCGUUCCGCACGCCGGGCCGCACGCCCGCCGUCCACGGCGCGGCCACGCCCACGUACCGCGACACGGGCGCGAAGACGCCGAUGCACGGCUCGCAGACGCCGAUCUACGACGCGGGCGGGCGCACGCCGCACUACGGGUCGGCGACGCCGUCGCACGACGGCGGCCGGACGCCGGCGCACGGCGCGUGGGACCCGACGGCGGCCAACACGCCCGCGCGGCCCGACUUCGACUACGGGCUGGACGACUCGCCGGGGCCCGGGUACGAGCCGCCCGCGAGCUACUCGCAGGCGGGCGGGCCGUUCACGCCGCAGACGCCGGGCACGAUGUACGGGUCGGACCACACGUACAGCCCGUACCAGCCGAGCCCGGCGGGGUACCUGGGCACGCCGAGCCCGGUGGGCUACUCGCCGCGGUCGCCGUUCGAGGCGGGCGAGGGGGGCGCGGCGGGCGAGUGGCACACGCCGGACGUGGAGGUGCGCGUGCGCGCGCACGAGGACGCGGCGCUGGCGGGGCAGGCGGGCGUGCUGCGCGGGCUGUCGGCGGGCAUGUGCGCCGUGUACCUGCCGCUCGAGGACCGCGUCGUGAACGUGCUCGCGGACCUGCUCGAGCCCGUCGUGCCGCAGAGCGGGGACAAGGUGAAGGUGAUCGCGGGCGAGGACCGCGAGGCGGUCGGCCAACUCAUCUCCAUAGAGAACCAGGAGGGCGUCGUCAAGUUCGGCACGGACGACAUCAAGAUUAUGCAGCUGCGCCACCUCUGCAAGAUGAGCUCGGGGUGAACGCGACCUUCCGCCCGUUAUCGAAAGGGAACGACCGCUUCGGUGUCGACGCUGACCCGAAAGAUCUUUCGGUUUUGCAAGUUAUAAUUUUCUUUAUUGGACUCCUCGCUUUACCUUGUGGUAAACGGAUGCGCCUCGAAACGUGCGGUACGCCUUUGUAUGUAAGUGAAACUAUAUGAGAUCCAUUAUACCGCUGUAACUGAGAGUAUAGAUAUUUUGAAUAAAUUGUAAUAAUAGUAAUUAAAACGAACUAUAAAUGUAUGUAAAUUGUUUGAUUCCUUCCAGUUAAAAAAGUUAUGUAACUUUUACAAAAAUUCACCUACCUCAACUGGUACUAAAUUUGUAAUAUUCGAGCUGCUUUCGUUAUUUCCUUUAAUCUUAUAUUUUAACGUCGCCGCUCUCAAUACGUUCUUUCUUUAAAAUUAUCUAUUAAACACAUGAUAAACUUCAAAAAUAAAACCUUACUAAAUAAUAUAUUGAUGUAAUUUUAUUUCAUACAACUAGGCAAUUGUUAUUUUCUGAAAAAUAAACUAAGACUACACGAUACUUGUUUUAUUUUUUAAUAAUACAUGUAAUCAAAAUUACUUCUUCAUCUCUGCUUUGAGUUAUAUUGUUACAUUUUUAAUCACUGCAUAUUUUUGUAUGACUUACGGUCUGUUAUACAAACGUCUAUUAGAGCUUAAAAUCAUAUAAUAACGAUUUUAAGCUCUAAUGAAUGUUUUAAAUUUGAAAAAAAUUAUGGGUAAUGUGGAAUUAAACUAAUGUCAAUUUUAAUGAACGUUUGUUUAACUGUUAUUAUAUUUUACCGUUAGUCUGGAAGCAUCACCUACGUGGAUUAAGCUUUUAGGAAGCCAAGUA